This is a messenger RNA of Scaptodrosophila lebanonensis, 1404 nucleotides long. RefSeq names its product solute carrier family 25 member 51. Bases 327 to 1319 code for a protein of 330 amino acids. The transcript has 4 exons. The record is from RefSeq and is a predicted model, not a curated record. NCBI's taxonomy places the organism in Eukaryota, Metazoa, Arthropoda, Insecta, Diptera, Drosophilidae.
UUUACAAUGCUGAUAGUUUAUUUGGGUACAGAAUAGCCUAAUGAAUUUUCCGUCGAUCCGAAAAAUGGUGUACCGCAUGACAAAAACGACAACGCAACAGCUUGACGACUCAGUGUUAAUAGCAAGAAAAACCAGCUGUGGUCGCUUUAUAAGUACAUACUUUACCGCAAUAUUUUUUUAAAUUAUAUAAUAAAUAAAUUCGAUGUGAAACAAGCAAUUAAAGAACGUAAAAGUUGGCAAGCGCAAUCGAAGGCCUUUCUAAACAAUGGUAGCGAGCUAGCAUAUGCGCCCGCGACCCAUGUUUUUAUACCAUAAAACAAUACAACAUGAGAACCGAUAGCGUUGAAACACCGAAAUUUGUGCACAAUGGUCAGAACUCACCCAAGGCUACAGAAACAUCAGCCGCGAUUGGAUCCUAUAGCCAUGCGCACGUCUUCUUUGAGCGAUUUUUUGGUGCCUUUCAAUGGGAAGAGUUUGCUUGUGGCUGUGGUUCGGCUUUCGUCAAUAUAACGGUCACAUAUCCUAUCUAUAAAAUAAUUUUUCGGCAAAUGCUACACGGUGUGCCCGUGACAUCAGCAUUUGGUCAACUGAGGGGCGAAGGUCUGACUUUUCUCUACCGUGGUAUGCUGCCACCACUUGCACAAAAAACCAUCUCACUUUCAAUCAUGUUUGGUGUGUUCGACGGUACAAGAAGGUAUUUAAUCCAUGAUUAUGGCUUAAAUGAUUAUUGCGCCAAGAUUAUGGCCGGUGUAGUGGCCGGCAGCGUAGAAUCCAUUUUACUGCCGUUCGAACGUAUUCAGACCUUACUGGCGGACUCAAAAUUUCACCAAUACUUUUCAAAUACCCCAAAUGCGUUUAGAUACGUUAUUACCAAUUAUGGGUUUCGCGAACUCUAUAGAGGAAUUGAACCAGUGUUUUGGCGCAAUGGAUUAUCAAAUGCAUUGUUCUUUAUGUUACGUGAAGAGGCCAGUGUUCGCUUAUCAAAAAGGAAAUCGGUCUCCAGUAGAACUGCUCAGGAGUUCAUUGCGGGGGCGGUUAUCGGCGCAAGUAUCAGCACAAUGUUUUACCCGCUUAAUGUGAUUAAAGUGGCGCUACAAAGCGACAUGGGCCAUAAAACAGAGGGCAGUUGGCAUGCUUGUAAAAGAAUUUACCGCGAGCGUAACAGUCGAAUUGGCAAUUUCUACCGCGGCUGUGCUUUCAACACGGGACGAUCGUUCAUAAGUUGGGGCAUCAUGAACACUGCCUAUGAAAAUCUUAAAAAAAUCUUAACUCAGCAACCCCUUACACCACAGUCACCAACGUGGACGACCGGAAAGUAAAUUUAAGAAAACGGCAGGAAGACCCGUGUGCUAUGUAUAAUUAAGCUUGCUGAAAGUAUAUAAAUAUUCUUUAACUAGAAAAAUA